This is a messenger RNA of Bolinopsis microptera, 999 nucleotides long. Its product is annotated as collagen alpha-2(IV) chain-like. Bases 1 to 999 code for a protein of 332 amino acids. Gene Ontology annotation, molecular function: extracellular matrix structural constituent. NCBI's taxonomy places the organism in Eukaryota, Metazoa, Ctenophora, Tentaculata, Lobata, Bolinopsidae. The record is from RefSeq and is a predicted model, not a curated record. The transcript has 8 exons. Gene Ontology annotation, cellular component: collagen trimer; extracellular matrix.
AUGAAUACUACUGGGGAUGUCGGACUUUCUGGUCGAAAAGGCUACCCAGGAAGACUGGGUUCCCCCGGUAACAGAGGCUCCCUUGGUCUAGCUGGAGACACCGGAGCUGACGGAUCUCCAGGGUAUGGUGGACUACCUGGUCGAGAUAGCAGCCCUGGCAGGAAAGGGUACCCUGGUGACCCUGGGUUAUCUGGUGCAGACGGUAAAGCUGGAGCACGAGGAGCUGAUGGUAACAAGGGGCAGCCGGGGUUGGAGGGAUUCACUCCUAGUAAUGCUCCUGCUGGUCCCCCUGGGUUUAUAGGCUCCCGAGGUGAUCAGGGAGACAAGGGUAAGACUGGUUACACUGGCACACCUGGUGACGAGGGAAAGUGUGGUGACAGUGGUCUGCCAGGCGAAGUGGAGUCUACACCAGAACAGCUUGCAGGAGAACCAGGAGAAGCAGGAGAAGCUGGAGGCAAGGGUAGCGUUUUAAACACCCAAUACGCUCAAAUACAGACUUACGCCUUCCACUCCCAGACUAACUCGUUUCAGGCGUGUCCAAGUGGAAUGACGGAGAUUAUGCGGGGAUUCAGUUUCCUCUACUUUGACUCCUCCUCUGGUAGUGGACAUGGAGUACCUCUCAGCAACCCGGGCUCCUGUAUGGCCACCUUCUCUAUCCAACCAGUUAUGGAGUGCACGACUAACACGUGUGAGGUAAAAGGCGACGACUCUUCCCUGUGGAUGCCAGUAGGUGACAUCCCUGAAGACAUGUCUGCAUCAGAGUACUACCCUCAAGAGGAACUUAUUUUCGGGGGCAAGGAGAAUGAUCAGUCCGACAGGAUCAAGCAAUUUAUUUCUAGAUGUUCUGUGUGCGAGUCCCCCUCUGCAGUGAUGGCUAUACACUCCUUCAGUAGCAGUGUACCAAGUUGCCCUGAAAAAUGGGAAGAGCUCUGGAUCGGCUUUAGUCUUAUGAUGAUACAGCAACAAGAGAAAGCGAAUAAUCCACAAAACAAAUAUUAG